CUUGCAGUUGCCGCAAGUCAAAUUCCAAAUCGCAUCAUGGAGGUCACGAAGCUCUUUGCUGUCAAGGACCAAACAGUGCUUAUCACGGGCGGAUCGCGCGGCAUUGGCAAGAUGAUCGCCGAGGCCUUUGUGCGCAACCACGCCAAGGUGUACAUCUCGUCGCGCGACGCCAAGGUCUGCGAUCAGACCGCCGCCGAGCUCACGGCCGUCGGUCCUGGCCAGUGCAUUGCGAUUCCUGCGGACCUCGGCACGGAUGCCGGUAUCGAGCACGUCGUGUCGUCGCUCCAAGCCAAAGAGACCAAGCUGGACGUCCUCAUCAACAACUCGGGGGCGAGCUGGGGCGGCGGCUUCGACUUGCACACGGAGAAGGCGUGGCACAAGAUCAUGGACUUGAACGUCAAGGCGCCCUUCUUCCUCAUUAAGAAGUUGUUGCCAAUGAUGGAGGCCAACAGCCGCAUCAUCAACAUUGGCUCGAUCGCUGGCGUGCUGCCGCAGCCCGACAUUGGCACGUUUGCGUACGACACGAGCAAGGCCGCGAUCCACCACCUCACACGCGUCUUGGCGCUCGAACUCGCCCCGCGCGGGAUCACUGUGAAUGCAAUUGCGCCGGGGUUCGUGCCCACCAAGAUGUCCAAGCAAAUCUCGACGGCCACGGGCCUUGGCAUGGACGAGCUCGCGCAAGGCGUGCCGCUCAAGCGUGCGGGCAGCGACCUCGAUAUGGCGGGCGCCGCCAUCUAUUAUGCGUCGCCGGCGGGUGCGUGGGUGACGGGGACCGUGCUCACUGUCGAUGGCGGCCAGAUCGGUGCCGCGUCCACGGGCAACAGCAAGCUCUAGGACCACUAAACGCCGGUGUGCUGUCUGCAGCGUAGGUGCAGGCGCAUGAGUAGGCCGCAGCUUCAUGUAAAAUGAAAUUUGGUGUUGUGCCAUUUGAUGCGAUGACCA
Saprolegnia diclina VS20 is the source of this 942-nucleotide messenger RNA. RefSeq lists its product as hypothetical. Bases 37 to 834 code for a protein of 265 amino acids. The transcript is spliced from 7 exons. The record is from RefSeq and is a predicted model, not a curated record. NCBI's taxonomy places the organism in Eukaryota, Oomycota, Saprolegniomycetes, Saprolegniales, Saprolegniaceae.